Molecule: messenger RNA, 847 nt
Organism: Scheffersomyces coipomensis
Lineage: Eukaryota; Fungi; Ascomycota; Pichiomycetes; Serinales; Debaryomycetaceae
Exons: 1
Coding region: 205-645 (146 amino acids)
Source: RefSeq, a predicted model, not a curated record
UUAUAUUUUAGUAUUAUGGUUUAGAUUUAUGUUUUAAUAGAUUCUUUAUUUAAUUAUUAUUAAUUUCUAUUUACCUAUUGAAGAUUUUCAGUGUAAUUCCAUUUCGUUACUCUACAGAUAAUGUCAUUAAAUAUGUAGUAUAUCAGAGUUUGAUAAGCUUAGAGUUACGUUUAUUGGGACAUUAUUUUAUCAUAACAGUUCUGUAUGCUUAAUUCAAUGCAUAUUAUAGUUUGGGAAGUAUCAUCCAAAAUAUGUUUAUUUUAUUUAACAUUAAGAGUCUUGUCACUAGCGAAUCAACUAAUAUUACUUGAUCCAAUGAGAAUUUACCUUUUAGCUAUUAUAUUCGUGACAUUUGCAGCCUUCAUUCACGGUCAGGAAACAUAUGAUACGAAAGAGAUAUCUACCCAACUUCACUCAAAUUUCGACGAACCAGAGCUUUGUUUGGCAGUAAUUUAUAAUCCAAAACUUUUCAGUCUUAUUUUUUACUAUUCCAACAGCUGUAUUAGAUACGACUAUGACACAAUAGAUGAAGACGAACAAGUUUGGACAACACGUCGUGGGAAAGUGACCCUUAAACCAAAGGCAAUAUUUCAUGCUAAAUUAGCCCGCUUAGUAGACUACUUUGGUUAUGAUCACGGAGAAUAAUUAUUCUUUUGCUUUAAUAUUAUUAUUUCUAUAAUACUUUAUAUUGUUUCAAUAUAAUAUUAUUUUGGUGAUCUUCAAAAGAUAAGCUCUUUCUUAUGCCGAUAGAGAAUUUGGCAAGCUGGUGCAACUUACACUACUUCAAUUCCAAAAAUUUGCAUAUCUAGUUUCUGCUUAGUACCAUUUUUGUAGGUAGUGUAGUUUU